Molecule: messenger RNA, 3853 nt
Organism: Pelodiscus sinensis (Chinese soft-shelled turtle)
Lineage: Eukaryota; Metazoa; Chordata; Testudines; Trionychidae
Source: RefSeq, a predicted model, not a curated record
UUCUUUCUUGCCUGAACAGCGGAUCGGAAAGGCAGUAUGUGCAUGCUUGUGUGUGUGCAUCUCCAUGCUUGUGUGCCUCUCUCUGUUCAAGGGCCGUAGAAUGAUGGAGAAGGAGCAACAUCAGCAGGCAUGAGAGACGCUGCAAACAGCUGUGUGCCUAGUGCUGAGUGGGUUUUCCUCCUUCGACAGACCUAACCAAGCCAGAGCAUUGUUGUAGCCCAUAAGGAGAGCUGAGUCCGUGGAACAGCUUGUUGUUGCAGUGGGUGAAUUCUGCAUUACUUCAUCCUGUCUUUAACAACAUCCCGAGCAGUCCAAGGAGAGAGGAGCAGAUACAAGGAGGACAGAGCCACUCAGAAGAAAGGAGAAGCACUGACUUUGCUAAGAAUCUAUCGGCUGCGUGUACAGAAAUUAUAAAAAACAUCAGGCAAACUGUAACCUUCAGUGUUAAGAUAUGCCAAAGAAAUAUAAUCCGGACACAACUUUGUAUGUGGAUUCAGAACUCUGAGGCUACCACAUUGCUCACACUCCAGCAAGGUUGAUCCAGCUACUCGGUGAGUGGGUGAGGCCCCUGCAACAGGAACACUGAGAGUGGAGUUGCAAAAUCACUGGUGAGAAGAGAUAAUGGAGACCAUUAAUUCCACUCUGGAAUACCUGGAUGAUUAUCUUGACUAUUAUUAUAAUAAUUCGAACGUGGUUAGUGUUCAGGAAGAGCCAUCGCAUGGUGGGAAAGACAUUUCUAGGAUUCUCUCAGUUGUAAUCUACAGCCUCACCUGCCUUCUGGGAAUCCUGGGAAAUGGCCUAGUCAUUGUGAUUAUUACUUUCAAGAUGAAAAGGUCCAUCAAUGCCCUUUGGUUUCUCAACCUGGCUGCUGCUGACUUUCUUUUCAACAUCUUCCUGCCACUGAAUAUCGCAUACACUGCCAUGAACUACGACUGGGUCUUCGGGGAAGCCCUGUGCAAAUUAAACUCCUUCCUGCUCAACCUAAACUUAUGUUGCAGCGUGUUGCUGCUGACAACAAUCAGCAUUGACCGUUGCGUGUCUGUGGUCUUCCCAGUCUGGGCCCAAAACCAUCGGACCAUCAAACUGGCAUGUUUGAUUUGCAUUGUCGUCUGGUCUGCUGGUUUUCUAAUGAGUUGCCCGUCUCUUAUUUUCCGGCAAACUGUAUCUCACCAAGGAAAAAUGGUUUGUUUUAAUAACUACUCCUUGUCCAAGAAAGAUCAUGACCUGGGUGUAAAGAGACAUACAGCAGUCAAUGUCAUCAAGUUUCUGACAGGGUUUGCCAUUCCGGUCAUCAUCAUCAUGGUCUGUUACACGAUCAUUGUCUUCAAGCUGAAACGAAACCGGCUCGCCAAAACCAAAAAGCCCUUCAAAAUCAUUAUCGCCAUUAUCGUGACCUUCUUCCUGUGCUGGACCCCCUUCCAUAUACUGAACCUCCUGGAAGUACAGUACGCCCACUUCUCCCAUGUGCUAUUUGAGAUUGGAAUUCCCAUUGUCACGGCUCUAGCUGCGGCCAACAGCUGCAUGAAUCCCAUCCUUUAUGUUUUCAUGGGCCAGGAAUUUAAAAAGUUUAAGGUGGGCAUCCUCUCCAGACUAGUGAAUGCACUCAGUGAAGAUACCACCUACUCAAGUCUUGCUCACAGGAGCUUCUCUAAGAUGUCCUCAAUGACUGAAAAGGAGACAGUGUUUCUCUAAUCUCUACCCUCAGUACCUUAGGGGCACACCCAAGAUAAACUCCCAUAGCUUUUUAUUUGGAAGCAGAAGAUAAUUUCACUUAGCUCUUUGAGCAUUCUCUAGUGCUCUCCAAAGACCACUUUGCAUGAGUUCCAAGAAGUUCCUGGGUUUUUUCUAACCAAUCUGUGCAUCUUCCUACAUUAGUCAUGUCUGACGACGGGUGCCAUGAAUCUUCAUUAGAGAUUUUCUGACCCACAUCAUGGAAAAAGUGACAAUACCAACUUCAGUCCCUCUUCAUGUACCUUUUGCUCUGACCUUUACACUUUUCUGCUCAUGCCACCUGAACGGCUCAUCAGAAGGACAAUAUUACCUUAAAGCAUGGUGUCCAACCCAUCCUGAAGCAGGAGCUACUAUAGUGGUUCAAGCCAACUAGCCACAUUCAACCUGCCAAAUGGCAGGUGUGUUGGACAGCAUGGCCUUAAAGCAUCCCAAGUUCAAACUGCAGAAAUGGAUUAUUGUGUCCUAGAGUUUGAAAAGUUCUGUGGCCAAAAUGCAUUUCCAUCCAUGUGACCCCUUGACUAUUGGACUUGUUAAUUCCAGUCAGUCAGUCAAUCAUUCAAUCUUGUGCCCAAAUUAGAUCCUCAAGGAUUAUACAUGCUUGCACAUAAUAAUUGUGUGUUUAAACCCUGCAUUAGUGGUGUCUGCACACAUGGUAUAGUAUUUGCCUGCACAAAUCUCCAUUUGAACAUAUAAUUGCUUAAUCUACGGACAAUUAGCACCCAUAUUUAGACUAUAUGACCUUAAAUGGCUAGAAGACUGGGUAAUGUAGAAGUUUCCAAAUACCACAGAAAUUGAAGAGACUUAUGCCACGAGAGGAAAAAAAGCACAGAAACAGAUUUCCUCUCGCAUACAUUGGGAAGAAGAUAGAGGAAGCCAUGAAUUGUAUCUCUGCUUUGAGAACAUCCUUCCAAUACUCAUCACGGGGUUCAGUAAUGGAUUCUAUGACUUUUACAGACCGCCGGGACGUUUUCCACUUCAGCCUCAAGGUGGCAGAGCUGGAGGUCCCAGAGGGUGGUGGGCAGCAGGGGCAAUUCUCUGUAAUCUUAACCUUCUCCAGCACACAUGAUGGGAUCAAAAUUUAGUCCUAUUAUAGCUGGAAUAUAUGGUGCCUAUUAUGGAAGAAAAUGAUUAUGAAUAUGUUAUGUACAGUGUAUGUGUACAGACAAUUAACCAGCACCUUAAAGGCAUAUAAUAUUGGUACUAGUAUAAUUUGGUUUUGUUCUGAACGUUCUUUUCUCAUCGAGUCCACCUGAAGUCAGAGAGGAUAAGAAUACCCCAAAUAAAUAUCAGACAGAAUACUGAUAAAAAACUUACAUUAACAUCACACCAGUACAGCAAAGGGGUCAAACAGUGUUUCUGACAUACAAACUACAUCCUGGGAUAACUUCUUCUACCUCUGCAUUUUAGCAGAGCUUUGAAGCAUGUUGUGAACUUUAAAUGUCUGAGUCAUCCCAUUGAAGUGGGUGGACCUACACCUGUGCGUGGAGAUAAAUGCUUUGGUGAAUCAGGAAAGCAAUCCAAUACUGUGACAGCAGGCUGCAUUUUGAGAUGGGUGGGGGUGUUGUGGCAUCCCAGGAAGAGAGAAUUCUAAGCAAAACAUAGGACACUUUCUUUUUGCAAUUUCUUCUGGGUAAAAAGCAGUUUGCCUCACAGCCAGGGCAAGCUCAGAUAGUUAGGGUUGCCAGAUAGUGUCACCAAAAAUACCAAACAUAUUGGGGGGUGAGGGUGGGAGUAAAGAACCAAAAGUUGUUAACCACAAAAAACAAAACAAAACAAAAAAAACCUGUCCCAAGCAGCUUUCCAUCUGAGAAAAACAGAAAAUACCAGACAUUUUACAUGUCUGGUAUUUUCUGCUUUUUUUUUUUUACUAGACACAUCCUGCAAACACUGGGCUGUCCGGUCCAAUACCAGACACCUGGCAAUCCUAAUGAUAGUUUCAUUUCAUUGGAGCCUCAAGCUUCAAACUGAUGUAGCAUCUAUCACUGCUGGGUCUGAUGGAUACCCCUUAAUCCUUGCAAGGGAUUCCCAACUAAGUCCAUCAUGCUUACAGUUUUCCCUAUAAGUUGAGUGCUUGGGUGGCCACACAGGAGAGAUUCAAAUGCCACCCAGAUGAUAAAGUACC